AUGAAAUGCAGGAAGCUACGGAUCACAAUUUGCUCCUAUAUCAGAGCAAUUGAGCUCAUGAGCAGUAGGGAUGAUAAUGAGGAUUCAAAUUGGCCUUUGAGAAGCUACCAAGAAGGAAUGCACUCGAACGUCAUGAAAGUAAGAGAAAAAGUAUUUGUUGAUCUAGUCAGCAGUGAGGAUGAUGAUAUGAAGGGAGGAGAAAAAGUAUUUGUUGAUUAUCUGAUUCAUAUGAUGAUGAAUGAUGGUUAUGAUAACCAGUAUAAUUAUGAAGAUGACGAUGAAGAAGAAGGUGGAGGCUUUGAUGCCGGUGCUGGACUAGGUGGUGGACGGUUCGGUGGUGGUGGCGAACUUGGUGGCCUUGGCGGUGGCUUUGGUGACAGAGCUGGUGUUGGAGGUGGGCUAGGUGGAGGUGCCGGUCGUGGUUUUCGUGGAGGCGGUGGGCUCAGUGGCUUAGGCGAUUGA
Nymphaea colorata (pocket water lily) is the source of this 462-nucleotide messenger RNA. RefSeq lists its product as uncharacterized. Bases 1 to 462 code for a protein of 153 amino acids. NCBI's taxonomy places the organism in Eukaryota, Viridiplantae, Streptophyta, Magnoliopsida, Nymphaeales, Nymphaeaceae. The record is from RefSeq and is a predicted model, not a curated record. The transcript has 2 exons.